Molecule: messenger RNA, 184 nt
Organism: Merops nubicus (carmine bee-eater)
Lineage: Eukaryota; Metazoa; Chordata; Aves; Coraciiformes; Meropidae
Product: gastrula zinc finger protein XlCGF8.2DB-like
Exons: 1
Biological process (GO): central nervous system development; regulation of transcription by RNA polymerase II
Cellular component (GO): nucleus
Molecular function (GO): RNA polymerase II cis-regulatory region sequence-specific DNA binding; DNA-binding transcription factor activity, RNA polymerase II-specific
Source: RefSeq, a predicted model, not a curated record
AUGCACACCCACACUGAGGAGAAGCCCUUUGCCUGCACUGACUGUGGGAAGAGUUUCACCUGGAAGUCCCACCUCGCCAAACAUCGCUGCAUCCACAAUGGAGAGAAGCCCUUUGCAUGUGGCACUUGCAGCAAGAGCUUCACAACCAAGUUCAACCUCAACCAACACCAUCACAUCUGCACUG